Molecule: messenger RNA, 474 nt
Organism: Ostertagia ostertagi
Lineage: Eukaryota; Metazoa; Nematoda; Chromadorea; Rhabditida; Trichostrongylidae
Source: the annotation of a GenBank genome assembly
AUGAUCUUCGUCAAGACUCUUUCGGGUCAGACAUUGGCCCUCGAUGUCAACGAUGUCUCAAGCAUCAAGUCUUUAAUCGCAGAACGCGAAGGAAUCGCUGUCGAAGAUCAGAGGCUAAUUUACGCCGGUCGUCAGCUCUCCGAUGAUGAUGAGGUCGAAGCAGAGUCUACUCUUCAUUUAUCGCUGAGCCUGCUCGGAGGUGCUAAAAAGAGAAAGAAGAAGGUCUACACGACUCCCAAGAAAAUCAAGCACAAGAGAAAGAAGGUCAAGCUCGCUGUGUUGAAGUACUAUGAGGUUGAUGACAAUGGUAAAAUCCGCCGUCUUCGCAAGGAGUGCCAAUCACCGACGUGUGGAGGAGGUGUCUUCAUGGCUGCCCAUGAGAACCGAUACUACUGUGGUCGCUGUCACGAUACCCUGGUCGUGGAGGAACCUGUGGCCUCUUCAAAGGGAAAGGGCGGCAAAGGAAAAAAAUAA